Messenger RNA from Struthio camelus australis, 1356 nucleotides. Lineage: Eukaryota; Metazoa; Chordata; Aves; Struthioniformes; Struthionidae. The record is from RefSeq and is a predicted model, not a curated record.
AUGCUGCUCUUCAAGGAGCAGAACGAGGACCUGGUGGACCAUGUCCCCAAGGAGCGCGAGGCGCUGCUGGAGAGGGAGUUCCAGAGGGUCACCAUCUCCGGGGAGGAGAAGUGCGGGGUGCCCUUCACGGACCUGCUGGAUGCGGCCAAGAGCGUGGUGAAGGCGCUGUUCCUGCGCGAGAAGUACAUGGGGCUGUCGCUGCAAAGCUUCUGCAAGACCACGGCUCGCUACCUGCAGGAGCUCUCCGAAAAGCCCCUGGAGACCCGGGGCUACGAGGAGGUGCCCGAGACCCCCGUGGCCGCGGGUAAGCAGAGCCACCCUGGGGACACGGAGCGGGAUGUCACCGACAAGAGCACAGAGCUGGACCUGCCGUACCCCGACCUGCAGGAGUUCAUCGCCGACAUGAAUUUCCUCAUGGCUCUAAUCAUUAACGGGCCCAUCAAAUCCUUCUGCUACCGGCGCCUGCAGUACCUGAGCUCCAAGUUCCAGAUGCAUGUGCUGCUCAACGAGAUGAAGGAGCUGGCAGCCCAGAAGAAGGUGCCCCACCGCGACUUCUACAACAUCCGCAAGGUGGACACCCACAUCCACGCCUCGUCCUGCAUGAACCAGAAGCAUCUCCUGCGCUUCAUCAAGCGGGCCAUGAAGAAGCACCUGGACGAAAUCGUCCAUGUGGAGAAGGGCAAGGAGCAGACGCUCAAGGAAGUCUUUGAGACCAUGAACCUCACUGCCUACGACCUCAGCGUGGACACGCUGGAUGUCCAUGCGGACCGCAACACCUUCCACCGCUUCGACAAGUUCAAUGCCAAGUACAACCCCAUUGGUGAGUCCAUCCUGCGGGAGAUCUUCAUCAAGACGGACAACCGCGUCUCGGGGAAGUACUUUGCCCACAUCAUCAAGGAGGUGAUGUCCGACUUGGAGGAAAGCAAGUAUCAGAACGCUGAGCUGCGGCUCUCCAUCUACGGCCGGUCCCGCGAUGAGUGGGACAAACUGGCCCGCUGGGCUGUGAACCAUCGCGUUCACUCCAACAACGUCCGCUGGCUCGUGCAGGUGCCCCGGCUCUUCGAUGUCUACCGGACAAAAAGGCAGCUGGCCAACUUCCAGGAGAUGCUGGAGAACAUCUUCCUACCCCUCUACGAGGCCACCGUCCACCCUGCCCAGCAUCCGGAGCUGCACCUCUUUCUGGAGCAUGUGGACGGCUUCGACAGUGUUGAUGAUGAGUCCAAGCCGGAGCAUCACAUCUUCAACCUGGACAGCCCCUUGCCGGGCAACUGGGUGGAGGAGGACAACCCGCCCUACUCCUACUACCUGUACUACAUGUAUGCCAACAUGACCGUGCUCAACCACCUCCGCCGGUAA